This is a messenger RNA of Lagenorhynchus albirostris (white-beaked dolphin), 4135 nucleotides long. It is a transcript of the gene TOPORS, whose product is annotated as TOP1 binding arginine/serine rich protein, E3 ubiquitin ligase. NCBI's taxonomy places the organism in Eukaryota, Metazoa, Chordata, Mammalia, Artiodactyla, Delphinidae. The coding region runs from base 358 to 3291 and encodes 977 amino acids. The record is from RefSeq and is a predicted model, not a curated record. Gene Ontology annotation, molecular function: ubiquitin protein ligase activity; metal ion binding. The transcript is spliced from 3 exons. Gene Ontology annotation, biological process: protein monoubiquitination; protein polyubiquitination.
CCCUGCCUACUCCCGCUCCUGAGGGCCGGCGGAGAAGUCGCCGGGUUCGCCUUCGCGGGUCUUGCCGUCACCGACCCAGCUUUCUGGGCCGUCGGGAGCUUGCCACGAGCUCCCCAGCCGGGCCUGCGCCGGUAUCCUCCGAGAUCCUGGCAGGUGGCAGUUCUCAACCAAAGGAAGUGACUGUCGCCGUGACUGUUAGAGUUUGUGCACUGUUUACACCCCGUGAGCCUGUGACUUCUUCAUCCAUCAAGUCAGCGCCGCUUUCCUCACGGGCUGCUGAUUGGUAGACUGGAAAGGGGCAGUACUGAGAUGAGGCAAAUAGUGAUUUGAGAGGAAAAGUGAAUAGAAUUUUUGAUAAUGGCAUCAGCCGCUAAGGAAUUUAAAAUGGACAACUUUUCACCUAAAGCUGGCACUAGCAAAUUGCAACAGACAGUACCAGCUGAUGCAUCUCCUGAUUCUAAGUGUCCUAUAUGCUUGGAUAGAUUUGAUAAUGUGUCUUACUUAGAUCGCUGUUUACAUAAGUUCUGUUUUCGCUGUGUACAGGAGUGGUCAAAAAACAAAGCUGAAUGUCCACUAUGUAAACAGCCCUUUGAUUCUAUUUUCCAUUCUGUGAGGGCAGAAGACGACUUCAAGGAGUAUGUCCUAAGGCCUUCAUACAAUGGUUCUUUUGCUACCCCUGAUGUUCGACGAUUCCGCUAUCGUACAACUAUGACAAGGGAACGAAGUGCUUCUAUUUAUUCACCUAAUAGUACCAUGAAUAGAAGAACAACAACUCCACCAGAUAGUGGAGUAAUAUUUGAAGGGUUAGGCAUUUCAGCAAGACCUAGAGAUGGUGAAAUUCCUCCAUUUAUGAGACAGAUUGCAAUACGGAGGCCAGCUACUGCAGAUGAAAGAUCUUUGCGGAAAAUUCAAGAACAGGAUAUUAUUAAUUUUAGGCGAACUCUCUAUCGUGCUGGUGCUCGAGUUAGAAAUAUUGAAGAUGGUGGCCGCUAUAGGGAUAUUUCAGCUGAAUUUUUCCGUAGAAAUCCGGCUUGCCUUCACAGAUUAGUCCCCUGGUUAAAACGUGAACUCACAGUUCUCUUUGGAGCUCAUGGAUCAUUAGUGAAUAUUGUCCAGCAUAUCAUCAUGAGUAAUGUUACUCGCUAUGACUUGGAGAGUCAGGCAUUUGUGUCUGAUUUAAGGCCAUUUUUACUUAAUCGGACUGAGCAUUUUAUACACGAAUUUAUCAGUUUUGCCCGAUCUCCAUUUAACAUGGCAGCCUUUGACCAGCAUGCAAAUUAUGAUUGUCCUGCUCCUUCAUAUGAAGAAGGUAGCCAUUCUGAUUCUUCGGUCAUAACAAUAUCUCCUGAUGAAGCAGAGACCCAAGAGCUGGACGUUAAUGUAGCUACUGUUAGUCAGGCACCAUGGGAUGAUGAAACUCCAGGGCCAUCUUAUUCAAGCUCAGAGCAGGUACAUGCUGCCAUGUCUUCCCUUUUAAAUACUUCCGACAGUUCAGAUGAAGAACUUGUAACAGGAAGAGCCACAUCUCAGAUGCAAGCAGUACAAACCAAUGAUGACAUAAAUAAUGACAGUGAUUCUUCUUCAGAUAAUUGUGUCAUUGUUGGGUUUGUUAAACCACUAGCUGAGAGGACCCCAGAACUUGUUGAACUGUCCUCUGAUUCUGAGGAGUUAGGUUCCUACGAGAAAAUGGAGACCGUGAAGGCGCAAGAACAAGAGCAGUCUUACAGUUCUGGUGAUAGUGAUGUUAGUAGAUGUUCAUCUCCACACUCUGUCCUUGGAAAGGAUGAACAAAUAAAUAAAGGUCAUUGUGAUUCUGGUACAAGAAUCAAAUCAAAGAAGGAAGAGAAACAGUCUGUAUCAUUGUCCUCUCCCAGAGACCUGAGCUCAUCCAUCAGAGGAGACAGAGUAUAUUCCCCAUAUACCCGCAGACACAGAAGGAGGGGAAGAUCCAGAAGUUCAGAUUCAUGUUCCCAGAGUAGGAGUGGGCAUGAUCAGAAGAAUCAUAGGAAGCAUCAUGGGAAGAAAAGAAUGAAAAGCAGACGAUCCAGAAGCAGGGAGAGUAGCAGACCCAGAGGUAGAAGAGACAAAAAGAGAUCAAGAACUAGAGAUAGCAGUUGGUCAAGAAGAAGCCAAACUCUAUCUCUAAGUAGUGAAAGCACAAGCAGAUCAAGAUCUCGUAGCAGUGAUCGUGGUAAAAGAAGGUCACGGAGCAGAAAUCGAGAUCGUUACUAUUUAAGAAAUAAUUAUGGAAGCAGAUACAAGUGGGAGUAUACUUACUAUAGUAGAAACAAGGACAGGGAUGGCUAUGAAUCAUCUUACAGGAGGAGGACUCUGUCCAGAGCUCAUUAUUCCAGACAAUCUUCAAGUCCAGAAUUUAGAAUUCAGUCUUUUUCUGAAAGAACAAAUGCUAGAAAAAAAAAUAACCACAGUGAAAGGAAAUAUUACUACUAUGAAAGGCAUAGAUCAAGGAGCCUAUCUAGUACUAGAUCAAAGACUGCAUCUACAGGGCCUGACCGGGUGAGAAAUGAAAAGCCUGGUGGGAAACGAAAAUACAAAACACGGCAUUUGGAGGGUUCUAACGAUGUGGCUCAACCAUCUCGGGAAUUUGCUUCUAAAGUAAAGGAAGGUCAUUACUCAAAAUCUUCAUCAAAAUUGGAUGGAAGCUACAAAAAUGAGAGUGACAGCUUUUCAGAUAGCCGAUCAUCAGACAGAGAGACAAAGCACAAGAGAAGAAAAAGGACCCGGAGCCUAAGUGUAGAGAUAGUUUAUGAAGGGAAAGCUACCGAUACAACUAGACACCAUAAAAAGAAAAAGAAAAAACAUAAGAGGAAGCAUAAAAAACACCAUGGUGAUAAUGCUUCACGUUCCCCAGUUGUGAUUACCAUUGACAGUGACAGUGAUAAGGAUUCUGAAGUAAAGGAGGAUACAGAAUGUGACCUUAGUGGUCCUCAAGACCCUCUACAAAACGAAUUUUUGGUUCCUUCCUUGGGACCAUUUGAAACUAAAGAUGUAGUUACAAUAGAAGAUGAAUUUGGUGUCCUGGGCAAGGAGUGUGACAUUACCACACUUAAUAACAACUUGAAUAAUGCCAACAAAACUGUAGAUAAUAUUUCACCCCAGGCAGCUUCAAUUGAACAGUCUCUUGAUGUAAGAGAAGAGAGCACCUUUGCCUCUGAUUUGGAGAGCCAGCCCAGUAAUGUCUCUUAUCAAACUGAGUCAUCAAGGCGAUUGCCAUCUCCACGGAUAUCAUUAAUGUCAGUGUCUCUUGGUAGAGACCAUGAUAUGUCUUAAAACUGCCAAAGCGUCUCAUUGAGAAUUCUGGUGGUAUAAAAAGGAAAAAAAAAAAAGAACAAUGUCAUCUACUGCAGUCUGUUUAAAGAUGACACUUGGUGAAAAAACUCUUUUCCCCCUUAAAAAUAUUUUGUGUAGGGCUUCCCUGGUGGCACAGUGGUUGAGAGUUCGCCUGCCGAUGCAGGGGACAUGGGUUCGUGUCCUGGUCUGGGAAGAUCCCACAUGCCGCGGAGUGGCUGGGCCUGUGAGCCAUGGCUGCUGAGCCUGCGCGUCCGGAGCCUGUGCUCUGCAACGGGAGAGGCCAUAACAGUGAGAGGCCCACGUACCGCAAAAAAAAAAAAAAAAAAUUUUGUGAUUUUUUUUUUUUUUGUGUGUGUGUUAAAAAUUUGUAAAAAUCAUUAUUUGUUCAAAAAAUAUGUAUGUCCCACCCUCAGAGAUAUGCACUUUUAAGUGAAGAAAAUGAUAUUCCUAGCAGUUUAUUUAAAACUUGGGAUCCUUUUUAAAUAAAAAAUAUAAAUUUUAGAAGUUAUUUCAUAAAGCCAUAUGGUAUUGACAUAUUUUUAAAGUAGUCAAUGAGUAUUUUUGAAUUUUUUUUUGAGAGUUAUUCUGGAAAUGUGUUAUAAGCUAGGAGAAUCCCUUUGGACAGUCUUUAUUUUUCUUCUUAAAAAUUUGUAUGAUUCAAACCAUUUCUUCAGGUUAAAUUGAGGAAUUUUAUCUGCACAGUUUAUCUUGACAUCUGCCAAAAGAAAACUUUAAAUAUUUCCUUUAUAUACUUGUUUAUCUGGACUGCCAGUAAAGCAAAUGUGUAUUCAACAAAAGAAAAAAUAAAACAGUAACACUUUAA